Lycium barbarum (goji berry) is the source of this 721-nucleotide messenger RNA. RefSeq names its product stigma-specific STIG1-like protein 1. The transcript has a single exon. NCBI's taxonomy places the organism in Eukaryota, Viridiplantae, Streptophyta, Magnoliopsida, Solanales, Solanaceae. The record is from RefSeq and is a predicted model, not a curated record. The coding region runs from base 43 to 492 and encodes 149 amino acids.
UUAUCACUUUCAUUUCAUUUUCUUGUCCUUUCACAAAUAGCCAUGAAGAGCAUGAAAAUCCUUUUAAUUUUAGCCAUAAUAAUGGCAUUAUCCAUAACUCUUACAACAUCAUUUUCAUUCAACGACCCUCAUUACAAUAAUCCAACAUUAUCUUUUCCAAGAAUUGGCAAUUUUCAACCACAAAUACCAUCUUAUGAUGAUCACAAGUUGAAGUUCAAAGAAAUAUUUACACGCAUGACAUGCAACAAGAACCCUAUGAUAUGUUGGGCCAAGAGUAGCCCAGGCCCAUUUUGUUGCAAGAAGAAGUGUGUAAAUGUGUUUAUGGACAAACAAAAUUGUGGAUUUUGUGGGAAUAAAUGCAGGUAUAAUGAAAAUUGUUGUAAAGGGCAAUGUGUCAAUACUUUGUUUAAUAAGAGGCACUGUGGGGGUUGCAACAACAAGUGCCAAAAAGGAAGUUCAUGUGCUUAUGGAAUGUGUAGCUAUGCUAAUUAAUUAAUAUUCCAUUCCAAAGAUUAAUUUAAUUUGUUUAUCGUGACAUUAAUAAGUUACAUUAGUUGUUUGUUCGUUCUAGUAAUAAUCAUUGCUCUAUGCAGUGAUUAGAUUACGAGCUAGCUUAAAAGUCUUUUGGAUAUUUCCCCAUUAUAUUGUAAUCUUUUUAAAUUUGGGCAUUCACUUCAUGUGAUAUUCCCAUGUAUAACAAUAAAAAUCUCCGAUUCAUUUA